AUGGCUGGUUCUGCGGACGAAUCAUCAUCACCAUCAGGCGACACAGAAGGUUGCAGUAGUUGUUGGAAUUGGAGGAGGGCAUUAUCAGCCGAAGUAAAGCUGUUCCGAGGAUUUGCGUUUGCUUUUACCCUCGUCUUCACGUUACUCCUCUUCUUGUCCUUCUAUCUCUUCUAUCUUCGCCUCCGCCGUCUUCGCCGCCGUUCACCGCAUUGGUCGGAACCCUCAUCUGUCAACAAUGCGGUAUCCACGGAGCAAGCUGAUUUGGGGCUGAAGAAAGAACUGAGGGAGAUGUUGCCUAUUAUUGUGUUCAAGGAGAGCUUUUCUGUAACUGAUACCCUAUGUUCUGUAUGCCUUGGGGACUACCAAGCAGAUGAUAGGCUGCAACAGAUACCAGUUUGCAAGCAUGUAUUUCAUGUGGAAUGCAUUGAUCACUGGCUUUCAACUCACACCACAUGUCCUCUCUGUCGUCUCUCUCUUCUUGCUUCUUCUCCAACUGUUCCAGAAACAACUAAUGAUACUUCAUCCACCACUGCAGAAAACAGUAGUGAUGCAGAUGCAUCUCUUCAGAUUGAUAAUUGUGGCCAAUCUUCAGCAGAUGUGGAGCUUAUUACUACACAAUAG
Messenger RNA from Lactuca virosa, 621 nucleotides. Lineage: Eukaryota; Viridiplantae; Streptophyta; Magnoliopsida; Asterales; Asteraceae. The record is from the annotation of a GenBank genome assembly.